AUGCGACAGCAACUAAAUGUCAUCAUGGGCGGUUCUCCUCCUUGCGGCAACUCUGUUCGCUCCGUCAAGGAUUACCGUCGACAGGUUGCGACUUCGCAGAGGUGGCCGACUAGGCCGCCAAGUCACCCUCUGAUAACUUUUUUGCCGGAUGACGCUGAGGGGAUUCACGUACCCCACAACGACCCUCCUUUUGUCGUCCUUGGAAUUGGGGAGUACGACGUCACCAAGGUCCUCGUUGAUACAGGAAGCUCCGUCGACCCCAUCUUCCGAGGAACUCUGCAGAAGAUGGGAGUCGAUCUCGACGAUAUAAAACCGUCCUCCAGAACAUUAACCGGCUUCAACGGAUCCUCCGAGACAAUACGGGGAACAAUUCGCCUUCCGGUACGCGCAUGUGGAGUCACUCAAACUGUCAAGUUUGCCGUUGUAAGCGCGAAGGCCCCCUACCACGCUAUACUUAGAACCCCCUGGAUACACUCAAUCCAGGCCAUUCCUGUGAUUUUUAAAGAGAUCUCUACUCUGGCUGUAUGUGUGUGUGUAUAA
This is a messenger RNA of Brassica oleracea var. oleracea, 540 nucleotides long. RefSeq lists its product as uncharacterized. The transcript has a single exon. NCBI's taxonomy places the organism in Eukaryota, Viridiplantae, Streptophyta, Magnoliopsida, Brassicales, Brassicaceae. The record is from RefSeq and is a predicted model, not a curated record. Bases 1 to 540 code for a protein of 179 amino acids.